This is a messenger RNA of Phycodurus eques (leafy seadragon), 5008 nucleotides long. RefSeq names its product chitin synthase 1 (gene chs1). Gene Ontology annotation, molecular function: chitin synthase activity. Gene Ontology annotation, cellular component: cell periphery; cell septum. Lineage: Eukaryota; Metazoa; Chordata; Actinopteri; Syngnathiformes; Syngnathidae. The transcript has 35 exons. The record is from RefSeq and is a predicted model, not a curated record. The coding region runs from base 297 to 4541 and encodes 1414 amino acids.
CUUGCACAUGUACGCACUUGUGGGAGUUACAUGGCGAUAGUUUUUCUCUUUCUUUUUUAAACCAGUGACAACAAACGGGUGAUUAAAAAGCAACGUAAAAGAGAGCCAGAGUCUUCGGAGGAGUCAGGUUGGGGGUGAAUUUUAUUUUUGUGGACACAACUUUGCUGAUUAAGACCAUCAUAUUGCUAACCAGUUUGGUUUUGUUGGUUGGCAUUGACUUGAUUGGAGAAAACGAUAGAAAGCUACACAACAACGAAAAGUAAGCUCAAAAGAAGAGACAAGACUAAACAAGCAAGAUGGAGGAACUGAAAAACAGAGGAAAGAACAGAGAGGAACGACACAAGGAAAGAUGGGAUCCAUUCCAACUCAACCCAAUAGGAGCUGAGAAGGAACAGAAGAGAAGGUGCUUCCAAUUGGCCCAGUACCUGGUGGCUGUUAUUGUAGGUAUAGCUGUCCUGACCAGUGCCGUUGUUGCUAAGGGCUCUCUUUUGGUGCUGUCAACGUUAUCCAGUCCAAAAUCCAUGCGCAGCCCAAAGGAAAAACAGUUCUACAUGCUGAUGUUGGUGUUCUGCCUUGUUUGCCCAAACUUUCUGGUGUUCAUAAAAUCACUGUGGAAGUGUGCCUUCAAGAGCUUCGUACAGCCCAACCUGAAGACCAUGUCAUUUAUUUGUGCCAUUGAAUGCCUGGUGUCGAUUGGUACCUCAAUCUUGGUACUUGUGGUGAUGCCUCAAUUUGACGUACUGACAAAUCUGUUCAUCAGUGGGGGUGUCAGUAUUAUGUCUGCACUUCUUCAGAUCACCUUUCAACUACAGGCAGAAACUUGGAAAAUUAUAUUCCCAAUCUGCUCCCUCAUUCUAACAUGUGCUGGAUACAGCCUGCUGGGAAUUGACUAUUAUGUCCGUGUAUCAUCAUUUGUGGAUAGCCAGAGUGCGGACUGCUUUAUCUAUGUAGGAAUUGGAAUUCUUGCCUCACUUCUUGUCUCUUUGUGUUGGUGGGAGAAUCCAAUGCAAGCUACAAAUCGCCUUCAGGAUACAUUGUCAGAACUGGAUGGUUUCAGGGACUUUGUGUUUGUCAUCAGCAGCAUUCUGAGGAUAAUUGUCAUAGGGGCUGUAUACCUGUUUCACCAUGUCCUUAUUGAAAACUCCAUCAGCUGGUCAGACUUCAAUUUAAAGAGUGAAGAUUGGGAAUUGUUACAAGUAGGGCUGGUGCUGUUUUUCUUACAGGCCUUCUGCUCAGCAGCAUGCCACUGGUUUGGAGUGGUGGCCUGUAAGAUUCACGCUGUCAGGAUGAGUUUUGCCUUGCCCUUGUGUUGCACAGGACCUUCAGUGCUUCUAUUGGGACUGAUACUUUUCAUAACUCAAGCACAAAAAUUGGACGGCGCACAACGUGAGAGCAUCACAGAGUUUUGCGAAGGCUUGUUCUUCUUGAGCCAAAAGAACACAACCCCUGUGAUCUUAGUAGAACUCACAAGGAGCAUGUGCCGGACAUCACUUAACAGCUAUUACUUGCAAUGGCCUUUUUCUAUGCUGGCACUUGAGGGAGUAUGUAUGUGGUCAGGAGUGGUCACAUGCACUUAUUACGUAUGGAAGAUAAAGGUCCAGCGUAUAGAGAGAACCUCUCAGCUCUUUGUUCGGCGUCUCUAUGAAUCCGCUUUCAUAGACUUAUCUUUGUUACUCAACACCAAGAUGAAGGUGUCUCGGGCUCGAAACCAAGAAAGCCAAGACAACAUCCAGAACUGUGUGCUCUAUCUAUGUGCCACCAUGUGGCAUGAGACCUAUGAUGAAAUGCUUAAGAUUCUGACUUCCAUGUUCAGGUUGGACCGUUAUCGAGGUGAUCCAAAAGAGGAACAUAAGGACUGCUUUGAUUUUGAGUGUCACAUUUAUGUGGAUGAUGGGUUUAUGACUGAAAAAGACACAGGGAAGAGGCUGGUUAAUUCAUAUGUUAAUGACUUGACUCAGGUUGUCAUCGAGGUUUACAGGGUUUUUACCAACAAAGAGCCUGAUGAUGUAUCUAUUGUGGAAACUCCAUAUGGUGGCAGACUUGUAUUUGUUAUGCCAGAAGGCAACAUGCUCUACAUUCACCUUAAAGACAAAGGUCUUAUCAGGAACAAGAAAAGAUGGUCGCAGAUUAUGUACAUGUAUUAUCUACUUGGCUGGAAGGGCUAUAUUGCCAAAAACCCUCAGACCAAACGCCAGAAUAACCUAUGCAGAGAGUCUUUAAUCUCUUUGGAUGGUGAGAUUUUCCUCAUGCCCCAGUAUGACAAUGACAACAAAAGAAGAUUAAUCUCAGAUGACAACGUAUACAUCCUGGCUCUGGACGGAGACACCGACUUCCAACCUAAAGCUGUGAUUCUGUUAGUCGACAGGCUGAGGAUGUAUGAAAAUGUAGGGGCAGCCUGUGGACGAAUCCAUCCUACCGGAAUGGGUCCAAUGGUGUGGUACCAGAAGUUUGAGUAUGCAGUUGGUCACUGGCUACAGAAGACAGCAGAACAUGUGUUUGGGUCUGUGCUGUGCAGCCCAGGAUGUUUCAGUCUCUUUCGAGCGUCGGCCUUAAUGGAUGACAACGUGCUGAAGAGAUACACAACGACUGCCACAAGAGCUGCGGAAUACGUACAAUAUGACCAAGGGGAGGAUCGUUGGUUGUGUACUUUGCUACUGCAACAAGGGUGGCGUGUGGAAUACAAUGCUGCAUCUGAUGCCUACACCAACUCACCACAAGAGUUUAAAGAAUUUUAUAACCAGAGGAGACGGUGGGGACCAUCCACACUAGCUAAUACACUGGAUCUCCUGCACAGUGGUGCAGAGACGGUGAAGAGAAACUCCUCCAUAUCCAGACUUUAUAUUUUCUACCAGAUGUUCACUGUUGGUUCCUCGAUUCUUGGACCAGCCUCUGUGACUCUUAUGGUGGCAGGUGCUUUCCAGUUUGUCUUUAAAAUCGCUGGUACACUUUCCAUCGUCAUUGCAAGCAUUCCCCCUGUGUUCUACAUCAUCAUUUGUUUCAUUGCCAAACCAAACAACCAGAUAACUAUCGCUGCUAUUAUGAGUGUUCUGUAUGCCUUCCUCAUGACGGCUUCCUUGUUUUCUAUAAUCGGUGAUAUGGUGGUUCAAGGCACAUUCCUGACCCCAACUGGUGUCUUCCUUGUUUCUAUGACAAUCAUGUACUUAGUGACCGCUAUCCUCCACCCCGAGGAAUUUGGAAUGAUCAUCUAUGGCCUGAUGUAUUUCAUCUGUAUUCCUAGUGGCUACCUUCUACUGACCAUCUACUCACUAGUUAACAUGCACAUUGUAACCUGGGGCACGAGGGAAUCCAACAAGGGAGGAACAGAGAUAAAGAAAAACCAUAACAUCCUGUGUGAUCGAAACUGCAGACUCUGCUGCUGGGACAUGAAGUUACAGAUAACUCAGGAAACGGAGAACCUGAUGAUUCAACAAAUCACAGGACAGACUGGACACAAAGCCUCUCCCCCUCCAAUCACGGCCGUGGAAACAAAUCAACAGGCUGCUUCAAACGUGGAGCCACAAGCUGACACCAACAAAGCAGCAGAACAAGAAGGAAAGAAACCUCUGACUGAUAAAGACAGGAGGGAGUUGAAAGUUUUCGACACCAUCUCCAAAAACACUGAUGAUAGUGUGGAAAAACAGAGUAUUUCAACAAGUCCAUCUGAUGAUGAUGAUGAUGAUGAUGAUGACGAGUAUGACGACAAACAAGACAGUGAAGACCUUCCUAUUAGCGAAUGGGUAAAUCCAGUCAAAGAAGAGUUUCUAAAAAAGUUGAACUUUGCCAACUUGAAGAGGAACUUAAAAGAACAAAUACGGUACUCCCUCCGCAACAAGAAUCAAGAGGAUGUGUGUGAGGAGUUGAUAUUAAUGUUAACAGACACUCUCAGUGGACAACUGUAUGGAGUAGGACCUGAAGACGUUCUGACAGAAAGCCAACUGGAGGAACUACAACAAGAAUUGACGGAGCAGGCUCGGCGUACCCUCAAAACCAGUCGCAUGGAAAGAUUAGAGAAAAAAGUCAAGAGAGCUAUCGAGAAAACUCUGACUGCCCCUCAGGUGCAGAAACUCGAAGAGGAUGAGCAUGACUUCUGGAGAAAGCUGCUCGAGCGUUAUUUGAAGCCCAUUGUAGACACUAAAGCACAUCUAGAAGAGGUCACCAGAGAGCUAAAGUCCCUACGCAACAAGGCAGUAUUCCUCUAUUUUAUCGUCAAUGUGCUGUGGGUGGUUGCUACCUUCUUCCUGCAAGCCAUUGGAAAUGAUGUCAUAAGCAUCAAGAUCCCUAAAUACUAUUCAAAUGGAACACUAUCUGGAGACAACCUCAAGGUGGAGCCUCUCAGCUUGAUGUUUCUGUUCUCUUUUGCAAUCCUUCUCCUCGUCCAGUUUAUUGCCAUGUUGUAUCACAGGGUCUACACUUUGAUCCAUGUGGUGUCAUACCGCAGCACGGAGAAGGACUACAAAUCAAAAGACGAUGAUGAAGACGAUGACUUGACUCUAGAGAACCAUCACACCAGUGGACUUAGCAUCACAAGUGAUGACUUGUAGUUGACAAGGACUGUCUCACGGGAUUGUACAAUAUUUGUUACUCAUUGCUGACCUUCUUUGCUUUACUCUGUUAUCAGAAGCCAAAGUCGAAAGUUCUAACAAGCAUUCCGAAAUAGUUUCAUCUGAUAUACAGUAUCAACUUUGUACCCUGAGUCACAGAUGGGAAAAGAUACAUUCAUACAUAAACAUGCAUAGAAAAAUCAGUGUGACUUCAUCAUUUGUAAUAUACUUCUGUUUGAGUCUAAUGUGAUUGUACUUAAAUGUUUAGAUUUUUCUGGGACUGUGAAGUGAUUCAUUACUCACUGGAAUCUCAAGUCCACUCCUGAAAAUGGAUUUAAAAUGCAACUUUUGCACAUAGGUGGGAGAAAUAUUUGACUUUUACUGUUGAACAUAAUCUAACAUUGUUUUAAACAAUUGUUUGAUAAGAGAUUGUUUUCAAUGUAAUGCAAUAAAAUAUUAGAAAACAA